CGGAAGGACAGAGAGGGAAAGCGUAAGGGUUUGUAAUAGUGAUGCUCUGUAAUUUUACCUAAAGUUGAGAACAUUACAACUUUUGCUGCAACGCACACUGACGUAGACAUACGUUGACCAAUGAGAAUCAUUGAAGUCCCACCAAGUAGAGGUGGGACUAGCUACGCUGUGAAAUCGAAAAAACAUAGAGGACAAACUCAAACAUGCAGUUUAUUCAUUCCCUGUUCUUUGUUACUCUACCAGACUACAAAGACAGUUAUUGUAGUGGGAGAUCCUGGAGAAUUGUUUAAGUCAGGGGUCAGCAACCUUUUUGACAUAGCUGUGCCGACGCCCACCAUUUACAUUUACAUUUAUGCAUUUGGCAGACUUUUAUCCAAAGCGACUUAAAGAGCCCUUAUUACAGGGAAAAUCCCCCCGGAGCAACCUGGAGUUAAGUGCCUUGCCCAAGGUCACAAUGGUGGUGGCCGUGGGGAUCAAACCAGCAACCCUUCUGAUUAACAGUUGCUUUAGCCCACUACACCACCACCACUCCACAUCACAAUAUUACUUUCUCAAUAGAAAUUGAAUAUAAAGUUAAAAAAUGUGAAUAAAAUGUUCAUUUAUACUCAACUGCCUCUUUGGCUGCCAAUUAUUAUUUUUUUUUUUCAGCUCAACAGCUGUGGAUCCACAUGCUCAGGAUUGUGAGAUUUCAUAGGCAGUGAAGGACACAUCUAUGCUGCCUUCAAAAAUCGAUUAGGUGAAGGUAUCUGAGUAGAUGGAUGUAAUGCGAACAUUGGAUUCGGACGUGCCUUGGUCCCUUGCUACUUCCUUUCAUAGCCUCCAGAGACAGCAUUUUCCUGGUAUCAUGGCCUUCUUCAUGAUCGAUUACACUUCCUAUAACCCCAUCUAGCGCUCUGUGCAUGUGUCUAGCACUAAUAAGUGUAUCCGAGAGCCUAGAGACUGAAAUAACAAGAUUAUGGAUUAUGUUUAUACUGAGUUUAUCUCCUUUUUGGUGCUUCAAAUGCCUAAUCACCAUUCAGUUGCAUUGUAUAGACCAACAGAGCUGCGAUAUUUUUCUAAAAAAUCUUUAAUUGUGUUCAUAAGAAGAAACCUGGGAUGCAUGAGGGUGAGUAAAUGAUGAGAGAAUUUUCAUUUUUGGGUGAAUUAUACCUUUAAAUCGACAGCCCUAAUUCAAAUUGAGGGAUCUCUCACUUUUUCCUCAGUGCAGUUUUGAGCUGUAGCAGAUUCCAGGAAUAGAUGUGUUUUUGUAUAGUUUUAAACUCAAAUCAGAGUAGUUUCCAUUUGGAUAGCAGAACAUUGCUGAUCUCAAGUGGUAAAUUAAAGGACAGAGAAGUAAAAUACAAUGUUGUGGAAAGUCUCUCUAUUGAUGGGCCUCUGGGCUACUACAUGGCCAGUCGGACACAAGGAGGUGAAAUGGUCCAGAAAACAUUUUUGUGGACCUUUUCUUUUCCAUCAGGGCGCGAUGAAAACUCCCUAAAAAGGAGUUGAGAGGGAUUUGGGCUGAAAACCCGCCGGGUUUGCGACAGUUUACACAGGGGUAUGUUCUUGGGAUCACGCUAAAAAGAAACAGAUUUGUUUUUCUGCGCUUUAAAUUGAAGUGGUUUGCAGAUGUUGAGCUUCCAACAGAGGAAUGUGUGCCUGUCUCUUUCUCUCCCCUGAUGGGGUUUUGUAAUCUAAUGCAGAGAGGGAGGAAGGCAGACCACACAGCUCGCUGGUUUCAUUAAAUUUAUGAACAUUUUAUUUAUCCUGUACAGGAGGCGAGGUUUGCCAAAAGCAGGCGUUUCUAUGGAAAGUAAUCACAUGGUGGCGCACUCCUCAUUUACAGCCAAUAGAACAACAAAAUCUGUAAUGAUGGGAGGAGAAGGGGGCAGAGGGGAGGUAAGGGAGUUUUAGAGAAGUGUUUUGGAGGAGAGGAGGAGGAGGUGUCUCUGUGCGUAAAUGCGCAGCAGAGCAUGAAAGCACUGGAGGGACAAAUACAUGCAGCAGGAACAGGACUCUGAGAAACAGACAAUCAAAAUAACAUGAAAAACCUCUAAUGAAGAUUGAGUUUUCCCCAUACAGAGGAUGCAAACAGAAAAAUACUUGAAAUGCACUCCUGGAGGAAUCUGAUGGCUUGGGAAGUGGCCAGAUAGCACAGAUAACUGUUGAUGGCAUGGAAAACUGUUGAACAUUGUUUCUGGCUGGAAAAGUUCAUUUUGGAAUGAGAGUUUGCUUGUUGAAGAGUAUGAGUUUUUGUCACAGCAUGAGGAUGAGAUUUGGGAUUAAAGUGGACUAAACUGAGCAUACAGUUAAUCUGAGUUUUCAAAGCACAAUCCCAGAGAUGGAGAGCUACUUCAGUUGGGUCACAUUUCUCCUCACGUUUCUGAUGUCGCUUGAUGCACAGUUGGUUUGUUGGCAGGCACUUAUCAGGUGUCACGAGGAGCAGGACUGUGAGCUCGCCUAUAAUCAAUAUCUGACCGCUUGUGAUGGGAAUAUUCGGGGGAUUCGACGGCAGUGCCCAAGCCACUGCAUCAGCGCACUCAUCCACCUCAACCUGACUGCUAGUGGGCCAGGACUGGAGACCUGCGAAUGUGGACUGGACACAGAGUGUCUGCGGGCCAAACAUGCCAUUGAACCGUGUCUGCCACGGACGCAUCCUGGUGGCACAGAUGGGAUUGGCUGUACCGAAGCCCGCCAGCGUUGCGAGGACGAGCCCAGUUGUCAAAAGUCCCUAACGACUUACCUGUCUCACUGUGGACAACUGUUCAAUGGGAGGAAAUGUUCGUCCCGAUGUAAAUCAACUAUAGAGGAACUGCUAUUCAUGCCAAACGGCGUGCUGCUGAAUCAAUGUGUUUGUGAUGGUUUGGAAAGGCCGUUUUGUGAGGUGGUCAAACAUAAUAUGGUCAAACUGUGCUCUAUAGGGGACCACAGUGUUUCCAUUGACGACGGAAUGGAUGAUCUAUAUGAGGAUGAAGAUUACGAGGUGAGACCAGAGAGAGAGAUAACAGAUGCAGAUGCUGUGAUGUCAAGUGCCUUCACUCUUUCUCACCAGGUGGUUUUGCUGUGUAGUGCUUUUGUUCUGGCUGUUACCUCUGUUUGAGUUGGUCUACAGUCACUGUACUCUACAGUAUGGUCAAAUGCAGCUGACUGACCAUAAUCAAAGCAAGCACCAGGGUCACAGGAUUGGAAGACACUUGCUUGAAUCAUUUAGUGCAACCAUGUAGUCCUUUUUAAACUAGGUUCCCAAUGACGUUUGUCGAGACUGAAGAAUUUUUAUUGACAGAUUAUUGAAGAAUAAACUCACUGCAGUUUUUUGUUAUGAUUUCAGUAUGACAUGAUUCUUAUUUCCCUUCAGUGGCACUUGGAGUGUGAAUCUUUUAGUAAGACGAAAGACAAACAGUGGACUUACGUCAAGACUGAUUGCCAACAGACUCUGUUUUGUACUUGAAUCUUACUUCAAAUAUUUGUAGUUUGCGGCCGGAUAAAGGAGACAUUCUGGGAUCAAGUACUUUCUUUUCAUUUAAGAGGUCCUAUUAGAAACUGUUAAAUGGUCUUGAACCCAGUCGCUCACUCUUCAGUUCUGCCUGGUUUUAUUAGAAUUUUUCCUGGAGUAACUUUUUCCUCAAUGGAUUCAAUGACAGAACCUCAUGUCAUUAUUCUAAAGAAGUCUGCGUUGGUAUUCAAUAGUGGUCUGCAGACAUGAUGCUAACUUCUAACAGCAAAGGGUUGAUCAAAUAUCUUUAAACUUGAAAUAUUCGCUGUACGUGUAUGUUAGUUAACAACACCAAGUGCCUGAAUAUAUUUUUACCAACUCAAGCAGCUCUGAUGAAGUUCAAUGCCAAGCUUGAAAACUCUUUUCUUCAUAAGAGAAGCUAGUAUUUGUUUUCAAAGGUUUUCGAUCUCAAAGUCCAGUUGUUCCUUAUCAUGAAUAAUUACUAAUGUUAUGUGGACUAAAGUGAAGAAUUUAAAGUUAAAUUCAAACUCUAUGACCCAAACAUACUUUAUGCAAGCACAUGAGUGCAAAUGCUCCUAACUAUGCAAGCUCGAUUUCAGGUUGAUGUGUUCCGAAAUGUGUAAGAAUGCAAUUCAUAACACAAUGCAAGGAUAUGUUGCAUUUUCAGCAAUGCUGCAAGGGGCGCAUAAAAGGUCUCCUACUCUUAGUUUUCUCUUUCUGGUCAACUGCUGUCAUAUGGGAGCUUAGAUUAAAGAUCAGUUAGAAUUUUGUUGUACAAUUUAGUUAAGAUAGCUAUCAGAUUAAUAACAUCUGGUUUAAUGGCAUAGACAUUUGAAGGUAACUAUAUCACCCUGCAGUAGUGAGGUUUGUUUCGGCCACAGUAGUACAAAAAUGCACAUUCAGUAUGUCCAACAAGACCGCAUGUUUGCAGUGUGUUGGCCAAGCAUUCAUGUCUGCAUGUGCAUUCUUGCAAAGAGUAUGUUUCAGGACUGAUUUUUUUCUCUCUCUCUCAAAGGCUCCACAAUCUUUUUCAGUUGUUGCAAUUUUCAAAAAAUGUGUACAGAAAACCAAUAUAUAAAUAUUUAUACAUUUUGGAAUUAUUAAGAAAAAAUAAAACAUGAGAACGUGAAAUGGAGUCAAUUUAUCAUCUGAUAGCUGGAAAUCUAGGCGUGUCAAGGUGACAAGCACUUCCUGUUAACCUGAGUUUUUGUUCUAACCGGCAUUUUGUUUGGUUGCUUUUUCUAUUUGUUGCCCUGCCCACACUGAAAUCUUAUUGGUCCAAAAUCCCACUCCACAUAGCCAUAGAUUAAACAUACAUUUUUUGUUGUCAGUGUUGACAGACAAAUUACUUGUUAGUGAAAACAUCAAUGGAAUCAGAUUUUUCAAACAAUCUAAAAAAUUUAGCUGUUGUUCAAAUGACUUGAUUGUAAUGUUUAAAUACUGUACGCUGUAUGAAGUGUUUUUUCAUUUAAAACACCUGAAUACCAUAAAGUCUCUUUGGAAAACAGCAGAACACAGCAGAAGCCUGAGGAUUUACAGACAUUCAUUUUUGGGGGUUUUCUGUGAAAACAACGAGCAGGAAUCCAACUAACACAAGGUACACAGUUCAGCCGACACUAAAGCCCUUCUUUCCUCCCUCAUGAACACCCCCAACCCAAAUGACUGGGAACAGAAUCAAAAUAAACAAAAGCAGGGGAGACGGGUUGAGGGGGGGCCACUCAGGGGCCAAUAGUGACACUGAGCUGGAGCCCAUAUUCUCAUUUAUCUGCUCUCAGGUCUCUGGAAGUAACACAGAUUUUAACCCCCACCUCAACACACACACACUGCUGUGUUUUAGGUUACAUUCACAUUUUAGAGGUAGCAUUUUGUCCUGUGGGCACAAUGUUCUAUUCAUGACGAGCAUGCCAAUGUAAGGAGACCUCUAUGUGUGUUGGGGGCUGACACUGGUUAUAAGCUUCUGAAAGAUUAAGGUUCCACCUCACACAAACAAACCCUUCCUCAGUUCAUCUGAUGUUGAGCUGGCAUGAAUUCUCUAAACUAAAAUCAUGAGUCACUGGCAGAGAGUGUGCCAGGAUGGGGCAGAGCAAAGCUGACACAAAAUGGAGGCAAGUAACAACAACAGCACCCUUGUGUUUCAGAGGGGUGAUCAGCACCUAUCAUCUCUUACUCUGGCCUUUAAUGAAAACCCCAGGCAAAUUUGGAGUGAAACUGAAGACAUCUCAUGAGAUCUUAUCAGACUAGAGAACUGGUCUAAGUAAGAGCUUUCACCCAACUGACAUUUGUACUGUAGAACUGCAGUGUUGGUGAUGAACUAACAACAGAAAGUAUAUUUAUCUUUUAUUUAAAAUAACCUAAUAUUAAAUGUUUCAUAUUAUCUUUCAUUCACACACACUAAUGUUGUUUCAAAUAGUACGACUUAUUUUUUUCUGUGGUGUUUUCUAGUUUUAUUAGCUAUAAUUUGUGUACAUUUAAAUGGCUGUCAAUGUAAAUGAGAUGCUCAUAGUUUUUUUAUGGAAUUAAUUGCUUUGACGUAGGUAGUUACUUUUCUCAUUAGCUUUUAGUGUUGCUACCUGCUUUUUUAAGGGUAUAUAGCAGAGCUAACUACAUUUUCAAAGUAUAGUUUAACUAAAACUGGCCCAAUCACAGGGUUCGUGUCUUGCAAAUGUAAAUGCUAUAAUGUACUAUAAAGCUCCAAGUGUGCAUGAUGGUUUCUGCAGACUGACUUAUUCCAGAGAGGAAAGAGGAAUGCAGAGGGAGGAAUUACAUUACUAUAGGAAUUCAAGAGGAAAUGACAAUUUAUGGCCAAUACAAAUUCAUAAAGCAAGCAAAUAUUAACUCUAGCAACCAAAACAGAGAAUAAUGCACAAUUUAAUUUGCGAUUAUACAGUCAAUAAAUAAUCACUUAUCAAAAAUUAAAGCUGUUUCUUAAAAAUAAUUAUCCAAAACAAAACCUUUACCAGUAUUGCAAGAUGUCGGUACUAAAACUUCCCUUUUUUUGAGAUUUGACCACUGCUGAGCAGCAAUUCAGUGUGAAAUCACAAAUGUAAACUGCUAACCAGUGGCGUGAGAUGUGUCCGUCCUUAUGUGGCCAUAAAUUGAGUGUGUAAAGUGCUGUAAGGGAGUGUGAUGUGUGCCAGCCCAGAGUAAACACACAAAAAACCACACCUUUCUCAUGGUGGAGCAGUGGCCAAAUCUGUGGUGGGCCUGUGGUCAGGUUUGAUGCUGUGUGUGCAUAUGUGUGUGUGUGUGUGUGUGUGUGUGUGUGAGAGAGAGAGAGAGACAGUGAUUUUACAGUCAUUACAUGUCCAACAC
Xyrauchen texanus (razorback sucker) is the source of this 6745-nucleotide messenger RNA. Its product is annotated as growth arrest-specific protein 1-like. NCBI's taxonomy places the organism in Eukaryota, Metazoa, Chordata, Actinopteri, Cypriniformes, Catostomidae. The coding region runs from base 2321 to 3079 and encodes 252 amino acids. Gene Ontology annotation, biological process: regulation of cell cycle. The record is from RefSeq and is a predicted model, not a curated record. The transcript has a single exon.